Messenger RNA from Cryptococcus deneoformans JEC21, 1721 nucleotides. RefSeq lists its product as hypothetical. The coding region runs from base 243 to 1559 and encodes 438 amino acids. The transcript has 7 exons. The record is from RefSeq and is a predicted model, not a curated record. NCBI's taxonomy places the organism in Eukaryota, Fungi, Basidiomycota, Tremellomycetes, Tremellales, Cryptococcaceae.
ACUGCUUGAAGGCAGGUUGGGUUGGUGGUCGAGAACUUGAGAUCCAGUCUCCUCACCGGCCGUUAGACGCUGAUUGAGAUGGUGCACAGUGCAUCCGGCGGCCUUACUUUCUGCCUGCAAGGUAUAUAAAGACUGGGGGUGUAGGACUUCCUCUUGUUUUGUCAAUGAACAUCGCCUACUCACUUAACGAACAACUCGAACAACUCGAACAACUCUGAAACCUUCCCAUACACACUACUACAAUGCGCUCUUCCAUCGUCUAUUUCUCUAUCCUCGCCUCUCUUGUGGCCUCUGCUAGUGCCCUCGAGAUUGCUCCUGCUCGACGAGGUGUUGCUAUCCUCUCUCGACGCAACGAUGUCGAUCAGGUCGGCGUUGACAGGCGCUCUGGUGUCGAUGUCGACAAAGUCGGCGUUGACAGGCGUUCCGGUGUUGACAAAGUCGAUGUUGACAGGCGCUCUGGCGUUGAUGUCGACAAAGUCGGCGUUGACAGGCGUUCCGGUGUUGACAAAGUCGGCGUUGACAAGCGCUCUGGCGUCGAUGUUGACAAAGUCGAUGUUGACAGGCGUUCCGGCGUCGAUGUUGACAAAGUCGGCGUUGACAGGCGUUCCGGUGUUGAUGUCGACAAAGUCGGCGUUGACAAGCGCUCUGGCGUCGAUGUUGACAAAGUCGAUGUUGACAGGCGCUCGGGUGUCGAUGUUGACAAAGUCGAUGUUGACAGGCGCUCUGGCGUCGAUGUCGACAAAGUCGGCGUUGACAGGCGUUCCGGUGUUGACAAAGUCGGUGUUGACAGGCGCUCUGGCGUCGAUGUUGACAAAGUCUUUGACAGGCGUUCCGGCGUCGAUGUUGACAAAGUCGGCGUUGACAAGCGCUCUGGCGUCGAUGUUGACAAAGUCUUUGACAGGCGUUCCGGUGUCGAUGUUGACAAAGUCUUUGACAGGCGUUCCGGCGUCGAUGUUGACAAAGUCGGCGUUGACAGGCGCUCUGGCGUCGAUGUUGACAAGGUCGGCGUUGACAAGCGUUCCGGCGUCGAUGUCGAUCAGGUCGGUGUUGACAGGCGCUCUGGCGUUGAUGUCGACAAAGUCGGCGUUGACAGGCGUUCCGGUGUUGAUGUCGACAAGGUCGGCGUAGACAGGCGCUCCGGUGUUGAUGUCGACAAGGUCGGCGUUGACAGGCGCUCGGGUGUUGAUGUCGACAAAGUCGGCGUUGACAGGCGUUCCGGUGUUGAUGUCGACAAGGUCGGCGUAGACAGGCGCUCCGUCGAUGAUACUACCUAUACUUCUAUGGCUACCCUCGAAUCCGCGUUCACCAAUCCCACUCCUUACCUGCCAACUAGCCCUCUGACUAUGUCUGCGGCUGCCCUCGAAUCCGCGCCAACUGGCCCUCUGACUAUUUCUGCGGCUACCCUCGAAUCCGCGGUAACUGGCCCUAUGACUAUUUCUGCGGCUACCCUCGAAUCCGCGAUCACCGAACCCUUUCCCUUUCCUUUCAUGCCAACCAACCCUCUGACUGUUUCGUUCACCAAUCCCACUCCCUCCCCGACCAACCCUCUGACUGCGUAACUGAGUGGUCUACCCUCAGCCCAAGCCCCGCGUGGAAACUUCUACUAGGCAGAAUUAACUGGUAGAAGUUACAGAAGGGCCUUUUUUGUCGCUUGCUGGAAUUGUCCGUAAUAUUCGUUGUGUAAUAAUGAAUGUCGAAUGAAUACUAUGUAAACGUAGUAA